AUGUCACGAAAAGGAGUCGGCCUGGCGGCCUUCGACCGAAGCCGGAUAACCUCUGCCCAAUACGCCAGCCACGGCAACACCCUCCGGUCCGCCAACGCCCAGGCCCUGGAGACACAGCUGUCCGUCUUCAGGUCGCUCCUGCAGCAGUUCGCGCAGACCCACGCCAAGGACAUCCGGUCGAGCCCCAGCUUCCGCGCUCAGUUCGCGCGCAUGUGCGCCGCCAUCGGGGUGGACCCCCUGGCGAGCAGCAACAGCGGCGCGUCGGGGGGCUCGAUCUGGUCGCAGCUGCUGGGCCGCUCCGUGAACGACUUCUACUUCGAGCUUGCCGUCCGCGUGGUCGAGGUCUGCGGGGAGACGAGGAGUGAGAACGGCGGGCUCAUCGAGGUGCGCAAGGUCAAGGAGAGGAUCAUGAGGGGUCGUAUGGAGGGCUCACAGGAGGUCACGGAGGAUGACAUCCUACGAGCUGUUGGUACUCUCAAGCCAUUGGGCUCGUCAUUCUCUGUGAUUAAAGUCGGCAGCAAGCCGUACAUCCGCUCGGUUCCAAAGGAGUUGAACACAGAUCAGAGCGCAGUCCUCGAGGCGGUCCAGGUGCUCGGAUACAUCAGCGUCUCCAUGCUGAUGGCGAAUCUCCACUGGACGCGAGCUCGAGCCGGAACUGCGCUGGAUGAUCUACUGGGCGAGGGCAUGCUGUGGAUCGAUAAGCAGGCCGAUGAGUGGGAGUACUGGAGCCCUGGCUUCAUGAUCGAAGCGCAGGAAAUCUUUGCCCCUGAGUGA
Messenger RNA from Diaporthe amygdali, 774 nucleotides. Its product is annotated as EAP30/Vps36 family protein. The record is from RefSeq and is a predicted model, not a curated record. The coding region runs from base 1 to 774 and encodes 257 amino acids. Gene Ontology annotation, biological process: protein transport to vacuole involved in ubiquitin-dependent protein catabolic process via the multivesicular body sorting pathway. Gene Ontology annotation, cellular component: ESCRT II complex. The transcript is spliced from 2 exons. Lineage: Eukaryota; Fungi; Ascomycota; Sordariomycetes; Diaporthales; Diaporthaceae.